UUUUUUGACUGCCAACGAACCUCAGAUCGGAAGUUCUCAGUUUUCUUCCCAAACGAACUUUCCCGAGAAAACCUUUUCGUUCACUUUCUAGUCAAAAUGGCGACACCUCAAUUCCUAUCAUCGUUUAAAUACUCAGACAGCCUAACAGUGGUAGCCAUCUCCUUUUGCACAGCCGUAGUCUGCGAAGCCAUAUCCUGGCUCUUAAUAUACCGAACCAAUUCUUACAAAUCCCUCAAAUCCUCAAUUGACAAAGCUGCCAAGAAACUCGAAACCAUGAAGACCGACCAAAACCCAAACAAGUUAUCCAACAAAAAAUCCAAAACCAAGAAAAUCGACCGUGUCGAAACCAGCCUUAAAGAAUCCAGCCGUGACCUUUCCCUAUUCAAGUUCAAAUCUGGGGCUGUCGUGGCCCUGGUUUUGAUCGUCGUUUUUGGGUUCUUGAAUUCGCUUUUCGACGGGAAAGUUGUGGCCAAAUUGCCCUUCAAGCCGAUUGGGAUUGUGAUGAAGAUGAGUCAUAGAGGGUUACAAGGGGAAGAUUCGACGGAUUGUUCGAUGGUGUUUCUGUAUUUCUUGUGUUCGAUUAGUAUAAGGACUAAUUUGCAGAAAUUUUUGGGAUUUUCGCCGCCGCGAGGAGCUGCUGGUGCUGGGUUGUUCCCAAUGCCUGACCCCAAGACUAAUUGAUUCAGUUUUAGUUGAUCUUUGGGGGGAAUUUAAGGAACUGGGUAUGUCAUUUUUUGGGUUUUUUAAGAAAUUAAUUUUAGCUACUAUUUCUCUAAUGAGAUUCAUGUUUUAGUUAAUGGGAAUUUGGAGUUUUGGAUUUUAUGUGAUUAUUAAUGACAAUAACUGGGUUUUAUAUUUGAAAA
Messenger RNA from Theobroma umbraticum, 863 nucleotides. Its product is annotated as transmembrane/coiled-coil protein (Protein of unknown function DUF106, transmembrane). The record is from RefSeq and is a predicted model, not a curated record. Gene Ontology annotation, cellular component: endoplasmic reticulum membrane; cytoplasm. Gene Ontology annotation, biological process: endoplasmic reticulum calcium ion homeostasis. NCBI's taxonomy places the organism in Eukaryota, Viridiplantae, Streptophyta, Magnoliopsida, Malvales, Malvaceae. Gene Ontology annotation, molecular function: calcium channel activity.